Molecule: messenger RNA, 2526 nt
Organism: Vicia villosa (hairy vetch)
Lineage: Eukaryota; Viridiplantae; Streptophyta; Magnoliopsida; Fabales; Fabaceae
Exons: 6
Coding region: 852-2120 (422 amino acids)
Biological process (GO): regulation of asymmetric cell division
Source: RefSeq, a predicted model, not a curated record
ACACGAUAUCAAUGUGAUUUUAAUUUUUGAAAUUAAAGUCGAUCUUAACGUGUUUGUGUUAAUGCUUUAGAAAAAGUUAACCAAAUUUCUCUUGCGUCUUAAUGUUAGACACUAACACAACAUCAACGCGUGUCUCAUAUGUAUUAACAUUAAAUAUUGACACAACCUCAAAACAUGAGACACGACAUCAACACUAACCAUAGACUUUAAUUUUAUGAAAUUAAAGUCGAUGAUGACGUGUUUGUGUUAAUGCUUAAGAGAAAGGUUUGAGUGGUUCAAUUGGUUAAAGAGAAAAAGGGUAGUGGGAAAUGAAGUAGAGACAGAAAAGUGAAAGAUACAAACACAGAAAAAGGGGGCCAAAGUAGGAUAAUUUGGGUAUAAAAUUAAAUACUGAAAGAAGCAAAGGGGAAAGAGUUAGAGGGUGACAAUUUAAUGCUGUAACAUACCCUAUUGGUUUUAAGGGUAUUGAACGGUAGGGUAGGGGCCUGUUUGGUGCUUUGUAUUUUCAUUUUGUAACGCAUUUAUUGCAGGAAACAGAAGGUGGAGGGUGGAAGAAAGAAAGAAGAGGUGGUGGGUUUAGAGAGAGAGAGAUAGAAAAAAAGGGUGUUACAGUUGACCAUAAUGAAGCUUAUAUAAUUACAACAACUCAUCCAUUAUCUCAUACUCUAUAUACUCUCUCUUCGUUACCAACUUGACCAGAAACUCCUGCUUUCUCUUCUUCUCUAGCUUUGGACUUUGGUUCCUGUUGAAUAUUGUAUCAUCAGAUUAGUUUGUUUGAUUGAAAGUAAGCAAAAUACCAUUGGUUGCUGCGGUUUGGAAAACUCUCCUAUGUAAUCAAAUAUAAGUACUUCAUGAAACUAGAAAGUGAACUAUCUUUCCGCCAAAUGGGCGUCGAGUUGGAAUCUCAAUCGUUUGAAUAUAAUGAUAGUGAUCAAAACUCGCCUAGCUUCAAAUCGCGGAACCAGAAGGCAAAGGAAUAUGACAACAGAGACUCGAAGAAUGUAAAGAAGACCGAACAGUAUGACAGCAUUGUUGAUUUGAAAAAGGGUUACGACGCACAGGUAAAGGACUCACAUGAGCCUGUAUCUCAUUCUUCAAAGGAUAUUGGAUCAUUUAUGAUGUUUGCAAAUGAUAAAGAAUCGGUUAAAAAGCCACUCUCUGCGCUAAUCUCCAAUCCUCAGCAAGUCGAUAAAUUUCAGAAUCCGGUAGAUGUCCAUGUGGGCCGAACUGUUGCCGAAUGUGAACCAGAAAUGGAAGUUUGUUACAAAGAGAACAAUUACCAUGUUGUUAAGGAUAUAUGCGUUGAUAAAGGAGUCUUUACUAAGCAUAAAUUCAUGUUUGAGGAAAAUGUUGACAGAGCAGCUUAUAAUUUCUUUCCAUUGGAUAACCAGAAUCCAAAAGACAACACUGGUAUCAAGGUGUUAAAUCAACCCGAAACUGAUGAUUCUGACGAUGCAUCUUCUAAUCAUGAUCAGCACAAUGAUGUGAUACACAAAGAUGACGGUGAGAUUGAAGAUCUUGUUGAUAACUUCACCAAAGCGAUGGAUUUACCUGAAGACACACAAGAUUCUGUAUCUACUGGUGGCAAGGAUGGACAGCUUUCCGUUGAAGAUGAUUCGCACUCCCAGUUGAAAGACUCAAACAAUAUCGUUGAGGAAGCAGUAUUGACAAGUCCUGCUUUAGGAUCAACCGACGAUGAAUCGAACAGUGAUCAUCAUUUUGGGCCUUCAGCUCCUGCGGACUGUGUCAAAACGGAACUUAACCAAUCCAGUGGCUGUAACUGCGAUGAAACUCAACUUCCUUUUACUACCGUUGAAGUUUCGUCUGGUGAUUUUUCUGAAAUUCAGCAAGCUGAAACAAGUCAGAUUCACAAUAGCAUAGGCGAGUCAAGUUUUUCCGCCGCAGGCGCCGUAUCUGGUCGUAUAAGUUACUCAGGAUCUAUACCUUAUUCCGGAAGCAUCUCUAUUCGAUCUGACAGUAGCACUACCAGCACUCGUUCCUUUGCUUUUCCCAUACUGCAAUCUGAAUGGAAUAGCAGCCCAGUGAGAAUGGAGAAACCUGAUAGGAGGCACUACCCGAAGCAACGCAAUUGGAAGAGCCUUCUUUGCUGUAAAUUUUAAGAGAUUAUUAUUUUCUCAUAUAAUAGGUUUAGUUUAAAAUAUAUAUACCAUUUAAAUUAUAGUUGUUCACAGUGUGCAGUAGGUUUAGUUUGCCUACUGCAUAUUCAAUCACAGUGCAAUAGGUGUAGUUUGCCUACUGCAUAUUCAAUCACAGUGCAAUAGGUGUAGUUUGCCUACUGCAUAUUCAAUCACAGUGUAAUAGGCGUAGUUUGCCUACUGCAUAUUCAAUCACAGUGCAAUAGGUGUAGUUUGCCUACUGCAUAUUCAAUGCUCUGUCGCGAUAUCGAGUCAAUGAUCUUAUAUCUCUACUGCAAGCAAAAUGUAUUGAUUCUAGUUUUGCUUGCAUCUGAAGCUACAUUCUAUCUUUGGUUAUACAUGGUUUUAUUGAUUUUUUUAUUUAUUUCAA